Cannabis sativa is the source of this 450-nucleotide messenger RNA. RefSeq lists its product as uncharacterized. The transcript has a single exon. The record is from RefSeq and is a predicted model, not a curated record. NCBI's taxonomy places the organism in Eukaryota, Viridiplantae, Streptophyta, Magnoliopsida, Rosales, Cannabaceae. The coding region runs from base 1 to 450 and encodes 149 amino acids.
AUGGCAGUUUAUGGCCCGCCCACUUUAGCGGGGAAAGAAGCCUUCUGGAACAGAAUUGGUGAUGUAAUUAUGAACAAUGUGAAUCCUUCUAUGAUUAUCGGUGAUCUUAAUGGUACCCUUGCGGACCAUGAGAAUCUUCACUACUCAAACUGGAGGAAUCCAGCCCGUUACUUGUUUGAUUUGAGACGUGUGGUUGCUAGAACAGGCAUUAUAGAUUUGGGAGCACAAGGAGGAAAGGUCACUUGGUUUCAGAAAUCCAAAGUCACAGGGGGAGGGUGCGGUUUAAAAAGAGCUCGUCUUGAUAGAGCUUUGGCAUCGAUAGAGUGGAGAAUGUUGUACCCGAGUGCUAUCACUCAUGUACUUAGUGCAGCUACUUCAGACCAUAGACCGAUCCUUCUCGACACGAAUGGGGAGCCAACUACAGUAAAUCUCAAUUCAAGUAUGAACUAA